This is a messenger RNA of Besnoitia besnoiti, 975 nucleotides long. RefSeq names its product 3-hydroxyisobutyrate dehydrogenase. Bases 1 to 975 code for a protein of 324 amino acids. Lineage: Eukaryota; Apicomplexa; Conoidasida; Eucoccidiorida; Sarcocystidae. The record is from RefSeq and is a predicted model, not a curated record. The transcript is spliced from 9 exons. Gene Ontology annotation, molecular function: oxidoreductase activity; NAD binding; NADP binding.
AUGCACUCAACACCCGGCUGGAACUCCGAGGCCCUCGCGGCCGCGCGCGCGUCUCUCGUCACUUGCGCGCCGGGGAGAACACAAAUCGGCUUUGUCGGCUUGGGCGUGAUGGGGCGGUCUAUGGCUUCGCACCUUCUGCGGGCGGGGUAUCGCGUCAAGGUCUACAACCGAACGCUGCAGAAGUGCAAGCCCCUCGAAGAGCUCGGCGCAGUUGUCGCCAAGGACUACAGAGACGUCGCGGAGGGCAGCGACGUAGUCAUCAGCAUCGUUGGCUUUCCGCAGGACGUUGAGCAAGUCUACCUGGGCGAGGCAGGCGCCUUGGCUGGGCUCCGCCCGGGCGCUGUCAUUGUGGACAUGACGACGAGCUCGCCAGCCGUCGCGGCGAAGCUCUACGAAGCUGCGCAGAAGACAAAAGUCUUUGCCCUCGACGCGCCGGUUUCUGGAGGCGACGUCGGCGCGCGGGAGGCGCGGCUGUCGAUCAUGUGCGGCGGCGACGCGGAAGCCUUCGCCGCGGUCGUGCCUCUGCUGGAGGUCCUCGGCAAGCAAAUCAUCCACACCGGCGGCCCUGGCUCGGGCCAGCACACAAAGAUGACGAAUCAGAUCUUGAUUGCGACAAACAUGAUUGGCGUCGUUGAAGCUCUUCUGUACGCGAGGCGCAUGGGGCUGGACUUGGAGAAGACGCUGGCCGCGGUGUCAACGGGCGCGGCGGGAAGCUGGUCUUUGUCUAACUACGCGCCUCGCAUUCUUAAGGGAGACUUUGAACCCGGCUUUUAUGUUGAGCACUUUGUCAAAGACAUGGGCAUUGCGCUUGAGGAGGCGCGCCGCGCGAACCUCUCGCUUCCAGGUUUGGCGCUCGCCAAUCAGCUGUACAUUUCUGUCACCGCUCUCGGCCUCGAGAAAAAAGGCAUUCAAGCUCUGCAGCUCGCGCUGGACAACAUGAACAACGCCUGCGAACCCCGCGAGGCGGGUAGCUGA